Ixodes scapularis (black-legged tick) is the source of this 2516-nucleotide messenger RNA. RefSeq names its product zinc finger MYM-type protein 1-like. The coding region runs from base 120 to 2516 and encodes 798 amino acids. Gene Ontology annotation, molecular function: protein dimerization activity. The transcript is spliced from 2 exons. The record is from RefSeq and is a predicted model, not a curated record. NCBI's taxonomy places the organism in Eukaryota, Metazoa, Arthropoda, Arachnida, Ixodida, Ixodidae.
UCUGUCACUGUGAAAUCCGCGGACGGUUUCUUUGAACAUCUCAUCAUCAGAGGAUGUACGGUUGUUUUUUUCAACGAGUACAACGCUAAAAAAAUACAGUAUUUAAAGUUUUAAUCAUUAUGGCGACCAAAAGGACGCUCCUCGAUGCGUGGUUGCGAGGAUCCAAGAAAUUGGCAGUUUGUCAGGGUGAGCAGCCACCGGAUAUAUCCAAAAACGUCGGCACGGCAGCAGCGAACCGUAUCGUACCAAGUGUCACCCAGAAUUUACAAAAAUCUGCGCUCGAUGAUGGUGGAAGCACGGUCGGAUUGUCUCCUCACCGCGGAGCGGAUUGCCACAACACAGAUGAAGCGGGCCACCAGCCUCUGCCUGGAUUCCACCCAGCGAAGAACUACGAAUUCCCGAAGAACAACACCGACAGAUCAUGCCAAUACUCGUGGUUCGAAAGGUUUUCCUGGCUUCAGUACAUCGAAGACCGCGAUGUUGUUGUUUGCCAGAAAUGCAUCCAGGCAUUUAGAGAGAAGGGAGACGAUUCUGCAGUCAUUGAACCCAGUUUCAUAAAAACUGGAUUUUCAAACUGGAGGAAGGCGCUCGAAAGAUUCCGCGGCCACGAAAAGAGUCGCUACCACGUCGAAUCCGUUGCGUAUCUCGAGACGAAAAAGAAAGGCUUGGUCGUUAUUGGACUCCUCACCAAGCACGCAAGCAGGCAGCAAGAGGAAGCACGAGCUGCGCUGCGCGUGAUCAUCAGUUCGGUGCGAUACCUUUGCACCACUGGCCAGGCUUUGCAAGGGCGCACCAAACAAGAAGGUAACUUGAUUGAGCUCCUGGAAGAACGAUCAGACGAUAUACCUGCGCUAAAGAAGUGGCUGACUCGAAGAGACAAAUGGCUAAGUGGGGAAAUCCAAAAUGAGAUGAUUGAAAUCAUGGCGCAAAUGCUCCAGCAUGACCUCAGCACUGCGAUAAAGACGAGUCUCUUUUUCGGAAUCAUUGCUGAUGGAACGACCGACGUGACGGGAGACGAGCAGUUCACGCUAUGUUUGCGUUGGGUGGAAAGAGGGUCAAUGAAAGUGCACGAAGAUUUCAUCGGCGUAUACAAUCCACCCGACACAAAGUCGGAAACACUUUUCAGUGCCGUGAAAGACAUGAUUGUACGUCUGGGCUUUAGCUUCGACAGACUGCGAGGAAUGUGCUUUGAUGGAGCUGCAAACAUGUCAGGUCGAUUUUCUGGAGUGCAAAAAAGGAUUGCUGAUGUCCAGCCAAAGUCAGUGUACAUUCAUUGCAGCAACCACUCCCUCGAUCUGGCCCUGCAAGAAGUCGGCCGUGGCAAUGAAUUGGUUGCCGAUGCCCUAACAACUGUGAAAGACGUUUCAAAUAUCAUCCUGGAUUCAGCAAAGAGGAAAAGUGUUUACAGCAACAUCGUUCUUCCUUCCGUGGGGGAAAAUUCGGAUCGUGGUCCACCGCCAGCCACCCUGCUUUCUUUGUGUCCGACGCGAUGGGUGGUUCGGGUGAAAUCUGUGCAAAGAUUCCUCGAAAAUUACGAACGAGUUCGAGCAACACUUUGGGAAAUCCUCCAAACGCCAGGUUCAGUUCGAGAUGACCGCAAAGCGGCUAUGAGAGGAUAUGAGAAGAUUCUGGGCAAGCUAGAAACAGUCUUUGGAUUAAAGUGGCGAUCGCAGUUUUCGGGCCAUGUGAAGAACUCGCAAGGGACACUGCAAAGCGUUCAUUACAGCGCCACUGGGGCCAGACAAGCUGCGAAGAUCCUUACACAGACCUUAACACAACUAAGAUCGGAUGUCAGUUUCGAAAGCAUCUGGGAGGAGUCGAAGGACGCGGCGGAGAAGUUGGGCUUGAAACAACCGUCUGCCAAACCACCGAGGCCUGCAAAACCACCGGCACGAUUCGAACAAACCAGCACCCCAGCAAGACCUGCAGUUCUUGAUGCGAAGACAAGGUUGAGAAAGGAGUAUUUUGCGGCGAUCGACUGCGUCACAAGCGAAAUCAGCAGAAGGUUUGACCAGCCCGGCAUGGAGAGACUAGCGACGCUAGAGAACGUUCUGAUCCACGCAGCAGCUGGACAGCGUUUCAGCGCGGAGCGUCUGAGAGACGAACUCGGCUCUCACGCCCCUGACUUUGAGCUAGGAAGGCUUGGCGCACAGCUCAUGCUCCUUCCGACCAUCUCAGCUGCACCAAUGAAAAAAGUUGAAGAUGUGGUACAAGCCCUAAAUGACAAUUCUCAGACGGUGCGCAACCUCCUUGACCAGGUAGUAGCCCUGGUAGAACUUUUAUUGACCGUGCCUGCGUCGGCGGCUACAGGAGAACGCUCUUUCAGUGCCCUAAAGAGAGUCCAAACGUGCCUGCGAAAUCGGAUGACACAGAAACGUCUCGGCCAGCUGCUUCUGCUUCAUGUCCAUAAGGAGAAGACCAGGCAGCUUGACUUGAACGCUGUGAUGGGAGAAUUCGUCUCCAGAACCGCUGAGCGGUCAGCUACUUUCGGCGUGAUUGCGCAACUUGCGUCAUGA